Medicago truncatula (barrel medic) is the source of this 1827-nucleotide messenger RNA. Its product is annotated as UTP--glucose-1-phosphate uridylyltransferase. NCBI's taxonomy places the organism in Eukaryota, Viridiplantae, Streptophyta, Magnoliopsida, Fabales, Fabaceae. Gene Ontology annotation, biological process: UDP-alpha-D-glucose metabolic process. The record is from RefSeq and is a predicted model, not a curated record. The transcript is spliced from 20 exons. Gene Ontology annotation, molecular function: UTP:glucose-1-phosphate uridylyltransferase activity. The coding region runs from base 265 to 1680 and encodes 471 amino acids.
UGUAGAUCUCAACCAUAAAUAUGAGAUCAAACAAUUCAUAUUUCCAAACACAAUUUUACGCAUAAAUGAUCUCAAGUAUCCAUUUGAAAUCGGACGGACCAGAUCCGUGCUUAAACGUGGGAAAAAUCCAAUUCCAAAUUACAAACAGUCCAAAACACAAACACCAUCGAUCUCUUCAACCGCCUCAUCAUAACCGAUUAAACCACCACCACUCUCUUGAAACUCUCGCGCGCUAUUCUCCACGACUUCUAGAACCUUCCUUCAAUGGCCACGGCUACGCUUAACUCCGCCACCACCGAUAACAACCUCUCCAACCUCAAAUCCGCCGUCGCUGCAUUGUCACAAAUCAGUGAGAAUGAGAAGAACGGAUUCAUCAACCUCGUUGCUCGUUAUCUCAGUGGAGAAGCACAGCAUGUUGAGUGGAGUAAGAUCCAAACGCCUACUGAUGAAGUGGUUGUACCUUAUGACAGUUUGGCACCAACUCCUGAGGGUUCUUCAGAGGUGAAAAACCUCUUGGACAAGCUUGUUGUUUUGAAGCUUAAUGGAGGAUUGGGGACAACUAUGGGCUGCACUGGUCCAAAAUCUGUCAUUGAAGUUCGUGAGGGGUUGACAUUUCUUGAUUUAAUUGUCAUCCAAAUUGAGAAUCUCAAUUCCAAAUAUGGAAGCAAUGUUCCAUUGCUUUUGAUGAACUCGUUCAACACCCAUGAUGACACUCAGAAGAUUGUUGAAAAAUAUACAAACUCGAAUGUUCAGAUUCAUACCUUUAACCAGAGUCAAUAUCCUAGAUUGGUUGUCGAUGACUUCUUGCCACUUCCAUCCAAAGGGCAGACUGGAAGGGAUGGCUGGUACCCUCCUGGCCAUGGAGAUGUCUUCCCAUCACUAAUGAACAGUGGACAGCUUGAUGCACUAUUAUCACAGGGUAAGGAGUAUGUGUUCGUUGCCAAUUCAGAUAACUUGGGUGCCUUAGUUGACUUGAAAAUCUUAAAUCAUUUGAUCCAGAACAAGAAUGAAUACUGUAUGGAGGUGACUCCCAAGACAUUGGCUGAUGUGAAAGGCGGCACUCUUAUUUCUUAUUUCUUGGAUCAUCUCCCUUUCCCAAGUUUAGGCACUAAUGAAUUUAAGUCGAUUGAGAAGUUCAAAAUUUUCAACACAAACAACUUAUGGGUGAACUUAAAAGCAGUUAAAAGGCUUGUUGAGGCUGAUGCUCUGAAGAUGGAGAUUAUUCCCAAUCCAAAGGAAGUUGACGGAGUAAAAGUUCUUCAGCUGGAAACUGCAGCUGGUGCAGCAAUUAGGUUCUUUGAUAAAGCUAUUGGAAUUAAUGUUCCUCGAUCCCGCUUCCUUCCAGUGAAGGCAACUUCAGAUUUGCUUCUUGUUCAGUCAGACCUUUACACUUUAAAAGAUGGAUUUGUCGUUAGGAACCAAGCUAGGGCAAAUCCUGAAAACCCUUCUAUUGAACUAGGGCCGGAGUUUAAGAAGGUUAGCAACUUCUUGGGAAGGUUAAAGUCAAUCCCCAGUAUUGUUGAGCUUGACAGUCUAAAAGUGGCAGGCGAUGUAUGGUUUGGAGCUGGUGUUACCCUUAAGGGAAAAGUAAGUAUUGUUGCAAAACCUGGUGUAAAGCUGGAAAUUCCCGACGGGACUGUGCUUGCAAACAAGGAAAUUAGUGGCCCUGAGGACCUGUGAGGAGGCUGGUGAAUUUUGAAAUGUAUCUAUGUACAAUGUUGAUAGUCUUCUAUGUACAAUGUUGAUAGUCUUCUGCUAUAAGUUGUGUGUAUUUUUGCGAGUAUAAUGGAAAAAAUAAUAAUAAAAUUGCGGUUCUUUUUCUUGAGA